Messenger RNA from Paramecium sonneborni, 129 nucleotides. Lineage: Eukaryota; Ciliophora; Oligohymenophorea; Peniculida; Parameciidae. The record is from the annotation of a GenBank genome assembly.
AUGAGAUAUGUUUGUUUAAUGUCUUAAGAUUUCGUGACUCCACUUGCUAAAUUAUUUGGAGGAGAUUAGUUAUAAGAGGAAUGUCAGAAAUAUAUAUUAAGUUUCUUAGAAGGUAAAUCUUUUGAAUGA